CCACGAAGAGUGUGUAGUACAUUGAUAAUUUUAGGCAAAUCCAAUAACUCGAUCGUUUGCGAUUCUUGCGACAUAAUUGAUCAGUCGUCACUCGUUGUCAAAAUGCUACGGUUGUGGGUGAUUGGGCUGUUCUUGAUCCUUGCAGGUACCUUCACGGGAGUCGAGAGCACAAGAAUAGUAACAGUUACUGUAGGACAACAAUUUACAAUCGGAGUGUCAGCGGUUGAGAAAUCAUCUGAAACUGCAGUGGAAUGUAUUCUCGUAACAUCUCAGAACGAGAUUAUCUCUUUCAUCCCUGGUGAUGAAAUUGAUGCACCGAGAAGGUUCCAAGUACUAGACGAUAAAGACUGUUCAGUCGCGGUUAGUGACGUAAAUACAGCUGAUGCUGGAGUAUGGACUAUGUCGUAUCAAACGGAGACUGGACCUGGAAACCAGACAGAUACAGUCCUUCUUAUGGCCCGUGAGGUCAAUGCAUCAGACGGUGAAAACGAAAAUGAAAAAGACGAUGAACUUGGAACUAUGCUCAGUGCGAUCCAACAUUUUGUAAGGGAGGAAGAUGCGAUCGAUAUUUCUUUGGAUACCUCAGUUGGUGAAGAGGAUUGUUACGUGAAAGCACCUGGAGGAGAACUGACCAAGACGACGUCGGAGUUUGACAUGGAAGGAGUUGUCGUACAAACUAGCAGUCUUCAUGUCUCCUGCAGGAUCACCAUAGGUCCAAUAUACGAGAACUUACUUGGAACCUGGUUGUUGUGUGGGGAGUCCAACAAUGAAAUGAGAUGCCAACCUGUUACUAUUUCCUGGAAUGACAACAACAAUCCCAGCGCCCAGUCAGCUUCAAGCAUACAGCCAAGAUUCGAGCACUCAGUGAACUAUGGCUUGACAGUCAACCCGGGUGUUUCAUCACCAUCCGGUUUCGGGGCAGUCACCUGCCACGUCGUCACACCUAGUGGUGAAAACCUCGUAAUAACGAAAGACACCAAGUAUCGCAACAUUGCAAGGAUUGCUUUCGAAACUCUAAGCCUCUGUAGUAUCGUAUUCUCCAUCACUGACGCUGAUUCGCUGGGUGACUGGUCCAUUUAUGGCAAAUUCCGUUCUGCACGUAAUCAACAAGAAAUUCACCUGCCAUUGAGAUUUACUAUUUACAACGAAGAAAAUCCCUAUGAGCAAGCGUAUAAUGUGACACAACUUUCGGAUUUGAGACAAACUGUCAUUUUAAAAACUCCGUUAACAGUUACCAUUAGUGAUAUUAGCGAGGUCGACAAUUGCUUGUGCGAAACACCUUCACGUAAGGUAUACAACCUGGAAAACGCAUAUGAGUUGAAAAGACUUAAAGGGGUGGAAUUGACAGUUCCGAAGGGAGAAACCUCUUGUCAAUUAUUUUUCCACUCGAUAACCGCAGAUGUACUGGGAAAAUGGCGGUUUGUUGGGAAGUUCAGCCACGGCAACCUACAUACGCAGAAGUGGCAGAGGGUGUACCUCAUAGAAGAAGAUCCUAAUAACCCAGUUAUAGAUGACUUUCGAACACUCGAAAUAUUGAGUCCACAAGUUAUCGACACGAAGCUGGACACUACACAUAGGGUGACGAUAACAUCUACAAAGGAUGUUGAAAAUGAGAGUUGUCAUAUAGUAACCCCCAGCGGUUUGCAAUACGCAUUUAUAGCUGGUUUUAAUCUCAGCAAUGUAGAAAUUGUAACUGGAACCGGAAUAGAAUGUGGAGUCGAACUUCACGUCUACAAUACAGACAUGAUUGGAGACUGGACUCUCAUUUCCAGGGCUACCAGAACAUCAGGAACAACUAUAACACACGUUGAAAGAAGGCGAACAUUUUCCAUCCACGUAGAAGAAACUUUGGCUACAGGAAACCCAAUUACCAUAACCGAAGGCAGCGACCUCUACCUAAGACUACCAGAAACAACUGACUUGUACAAGACCUGCAAACUGUAUGGGCCCACAGGCGAGGAGCUAACUGAAAAGCAAUAUUUAAUCGAUGAAAUUCACCGUGAAUCAUGUGGUUAUAUAAUUGAGAAGGUUAAUUUGAGUCAAAGUGGUACAUGGACUAUUGUUUAUGGAAAGAGCAUUAUUUAUAGAUCAAAUAUUCAAGUCAACGUCUUAGAACAUGUACAAUUAGCUGUGCAAGAUCAGCAGUGGACCGUUGGCCAAUCGGUGAAUAUGACCAUGGGCCCUGCUGAUGCUGUGUACUGCAACCUAUACAACAGUAGACGUGAUACAGUCUUUGAUGACUUCGGCCCAUGCAGGGUUGUGAUUGAUAGAGUGACCUCGGACCUUCGAGGGCAGUGGCUCAUUCAUGUUGGUGUCCCUGGCUCCAUUGGUGUCCAAUACCAGACCUUCAAUGUCGAUGUACUCUCACCUGAUUGGAGGCCAUUUGUAACUACUGAAGUGGUAGAAGCUGAAAACACGGUGACGCUGUCCUGUUCCGUGUCUAGCAACUAUGUGGUUAAAGCUUGUAAAUUCGCUUCCCCUGAAGGUCAUAUACUUCUAGCAAACCAAGGCGUUGGCCAAGGAAUAUACGACGGAGCUUCAAGGUACGAAACUGACACGAAUGGUUUGAGGUGUAAGAUUACGCUCACGAACCCCGAGCUAAGGACAAGAGGAAUCUGGCGAUGUGCCGUACAUACCAAGGACAAUACUGGCUAUGGUUUCCUGACUUACUACCGCGGAUACAAACCUGAACACAACAGCAAUUCCGAUAGAUAUGAUGUUACUGUGCCGUACUUACGAAGCCAAUUCCGGUUCUACUCGGUGACUGAGGGUGAGAACAGUAUCCUAUCAUGCAUCAUCAGUGCUCCAAUACGCUACUGCUACUUCAGAUCACCAAAUGGAACGGUCUUCAAUGUUGGACCAUCAUUGUCGUCUGAUACAUACGAAUAUGUAGGAAAUGGUUUUGACUCCGGUGAAUGUGGCGUUAAGUUCCAUCAGCUCGGAAUAGACCAUACGGGGCCAUGGUCCUGCAGUGUUGGCAUGACUAAUUUCGAAGAGAGGACUGAUACGUUCGAGGUCGGCGUUAGCGAGCCGAUAAGAGUUUUUCACACAUGGCGGAGCGGAAUACUAGAAAUAGGCGCCAUAGCCGGUGACUGGCUACCUCUGGAUUACUGCAGAUUUGUUCGCAACGACGGAUUAGGUUUUAAUUCUAUUAAUCCACCCCCUGACUACUACACUUACCAAUGGUCAGUUUAUGAAGGAAAAUGCAUACUCGCUAUCACGGACCCGACGCGAUGGGACUUACAGCCCUGGACUGUGUUUGUCAAGGUCACUGGAGAGACCGCCGAGAGGUCGGAUACCACAGGUGUGCUACAGCCACCAGUUGAACCUAAUUCCAAAGCCUCAAAAAUGCUAUUUUGGAUGCUGGGGGUGACCAUGGGAUUCCUAUUUAUAAUUGCUGCUGUAUCACUGAUACCUCCGAAGAAUCGUAAGUGGACUUACAAUCAAGCAACUUCGAUCAGGAACAGCUUCCGAAGAAGCCCCAUACCGACACAAGAAGCGGCGCAAAACGACCUACCACCGAAAGUUUAAUGAAAUUAACCUAAUAAUAUGGACGAUUUACCCCAAAUUUUGACAGAACCCUAUAUUGAAUUG
Molecule: messenger RNA, 3594 nt
Organism: Spodoptera exigua (beet armyworm)
Lineage: Eukaryota; Metazoa; Arthropoda; Insecta; Lepidoptera; Noctuidae
Source: the annotation of a GenBank genome assembly